Lolium rigidum is the source of this 2402-nucleotide messenger RNA. RefSeq names its product probable E3 ubiquitin ligase SUD1. The transcript is spliced from 9 exons. Lineage: Eukaryota; Viridiplantae; Streptophyta; Magnoliopsida; Poales; Poaceae. The record is from RefSeq and is a predicted model, not a curated record. Gene Ontology annotation, cellular component: endoplasmic reticulum membrane. Bases 1 to 2400 code for a protein of 799 amino acids. Gene Ontology annotation, molecular function: zinc ion binding.
AUGGCCGCCGCCGCCGCAUCCCCGGAGACGGCGCUCCCACCGACGGCCGACCCCGAGUACGAGGAAGACGACGAUGGAGAAGAGGAGUGCCGCAUCUGCCGACUCCCUGCAGAAGCGGACCGCCCCUUGCGCCGCCCCUGCGCGUGCCGCGGCAGCAUCAAGUUCGUCCACGACGACUGCCAGCUCCGGUGGCUCGCCGCGCGGCACCAGAACCAGUGCGAGGUGUGCAAUUUCGUCAUCUCCACCCGCCCUCUCUAUGCCGCAGACGCCCCUGCGAGGUUGCCCCUCUCCGAGCUCAUGGUCAGCUUGCCCAACAAGCUCCUGGGUCUGCUGGUCCCCCUCUUAUUCGCUGUCUACGUCGUCUGCGAUUCCUUCAUCCACCUUGCCACCCUCUGGACAUGGCGCAUCGCGUUUGCCAGGACCUUCCUUCAAGCGUUCCGCCUGCUCUCCUUCCGCGUCCGUCCCUCCUCUGUCUUUGCAUCGAUUGCGCUCUGGGUUGUGUUUCUGCACAGCCUCGUGCCAUUUGCUGUAGCUCCAUUUGCGCGCUGGGUUGCACGCCUGGAGACUCGGCGUCAGGGGUUCAGCGGACUUGAUGGCUUGCAAGCCCUCGCGCUAACUGCUGUUGAAGCUUCCUUGACUGUGGUAAUAGGUGACAUGGUCCUUGCUUGUAUUCUCGGUUUUCUCCCAUUCUCACUGGGAAGGAUAAUCCUAUGGUGGAGCUCGUAUUUUAAUUUAAGCAAUGUGGAGGGAGUUGAGUUCUACACUUCAACAAUUUCUACCCUUCUAAUCGGAUAUGGAUUUAUCUUUACUGUUGGUGCUUGUUUUGCUGGUCUACAUACUCUUCAUCAUUACUUGAAGGGCGAGCAACUUGGGAUCGCACUUUUCAUUAGAAGGCUGAGUGGUAUGUUCUUCAGAGGGAUUGUAUAUCUAAUCACUGUUGCCAAUAUUGGUUUUAAUCUCCUAAACUUAAUGAUACUACGGCCGCUGUUCUUUGGUUGGUUGCUUGAUAUCUGCACUUCAAAAAUGUUUGGUGCAACAUUGUCUCAGAGGUUCAAAUUGCUGACUGCUUCAUCUUUAUCUUCUACUGCCCUUCAUUGGCUUCUUGGACACAUCUUCUUGAAUCUGCGUCCCAGAUUGAGCAGAUUUCUUCACAAGGUACUGAAGCUAGGAGUUACCAUUUCCUUUUCCUCUGUCCACCAUAAUGUUUACGAACCCUUUUACACGUUUUACUUGAAGAAGCUUCUUUGUCUUCUGGUUGACACUAUCUUUGUUGCUCUGGUCGUUUUUGUUCCUAUUGAAGUUGCUGACCGAUUGUCGCCAGAGGUGUUCCCACUAGAUAUCACCUACUUCGAUCGUCCUGGCAAGGGCACGUCAGUUUGGCAAGGGCCGCAAAAGUAUGCAGUGUCACUUUCUGCUAUUCUUCAUAUCAGGUUUCUCAUUAGCAAUACAAUGGUAUACCUGGAGUGGCUAGUGGAGAGGGUAAUUGGGUAUUGGUUUGUCACUUCUGGAAAGGCUCUUGGGAGUAAUGAUGCACCAAAAGACCAGAAUGGUAGCAGUGAUGAAGCUAAUGAUAAAAGCAGGACAUUUGUUGUAGUUAGGACAAUGCUUCGUGUGGUCCUAGCAUGGUUGACUGCUGUGAUAUUCAAUACUGCUAUGAUUUUCUGCCCGAUCUCAGUUUGGCGUGCACUGUUGUUUGCCAUCCCUCAGCUGCCAGUAGCAGACGAAUUGAAGUCCAAUGAUCUAUUUGCUAUUGCGGUUGGCUUCUUCAUCAUAUCAACUAUUGUUGCCACCUUUAGAGAUAUAUUUGCCUGCAUGACUUUUAGGGGACCAUGGCUGGUAGAUUUGAAGAGGCAUCUGCUUGUAUUCCUAUGGAUGGUCGUUGCGCCCUACAUGAUGGGUUUGCUGGUUGAUUUAUCUCUGAUAUCACCCUUCAUUGGGCCCGAUGACGAUUUUCCAGUUCUGGACUUUUUCUGCACUUGGUCUCUAGGGUGGCAAGUGAAGAAUUUAUGGAUGAACAUGGCCCGUUUCACGGCUGCCGCACCUUUCCUGGCCUAUUUCAUCGAUGAAAGGUGGGACGGGAAACUUACCCAGGCAAGGGUUGAUUGGUCUUCAGGGGCGAUAUCACUGUCAUGGUUCUUUCAAGAUAUAUACAUCCCUGUUGCCACGAAGCUACUCGCUGCUCUGGGCCUCCCUUACUUGCUUGCCAAGGGGCUCUUCCCAAGACUGGGCUGCUCUGCCGCCGUGAACUCGACGGUCUACCGUUUCGCGUGGUUGAGCAGCCUUGGUUUUUAUGUCAUCUGCUAUCUUGGCAAGGUGUUGUGCAUCAAGCUCCAUGACUCUAUCAGGGAUGACCACUAUAUCAUCGGCGAGAGGUUGCAAGACAUCGCUGACUGUAGCUGAAA